CCAGUGAGGAUGAGGCCUGGAAGACGUACCUGGAAAACCCCCUGACGGCCGCCACCAAGGCCAUGAUGCGGGUCAACGGGGACGAUGACAGCGUCGCCGCCCUGAGCUUCCUCUACGAUUACUACAUGGGUCCCAAGGACAAACGGAUCCUGUCCUCCAGCACCGGUGGCCGCAACGACCAGGGGAAGAGGUACUACCACGGCAUGGAGUAUGAGACGGACCUCGCGCCCCUCGAGAGCCCCACCCACCUCAUGAAGUUCCUGACAGAGAACGUGUCCGGGACCCCGGAGCACCAGGAUCUGCUCAAGAAAAACAACCUGAUGAGCCUGGAGGGGGCUGUGCCCAGCCCGGGCAAGGCCGCGCCCCUGCCCCCGGGCCCCAGCAAGCUGGAGGGCUCUGUGGACAGCUACCUGCUGCCCACCAGCGACAUGUAUGAUAACGGCUCCCUCAGCACCUUGUUUGAGAGCAUUCACGGGGUGCCACCCACGCAGCGCUGGCAGCCAGAUAGCACCUUCAAGGAUGACCCGCAGGAGUCACUGCUCUUCCCAGACAUCCUGAAAACAUCCCCGGAACCGUCAUGUCCUGAGGACUAUCCUGGCCUCAAGAGUGACUUCGAGUACACCCUGGGCUCCCCCAAAGCCAUCCACAUCAAGUCAGGCGAGUCGCCCAUGGCCUACCUCAACAAGGGCCAGUUCUACCCAGUCACCCUGCGCACCCCAGCUGGCGGCAAAGGCCUGGCCUUGUCUUCCAACAAAGUUAAGAGCGUGGUGAUGGUCGUCUUUGACAACGAGAAGGUGCCAGUGGAGCAGCUGCGGUUCUGGAAGCACUGGCAUUCCCGGCAGCCCACUGCCAAGCAGCGGGUCAUCGACGUGGCUGACUGCAAAGAGAACUGUAACACGGUGCAGCACAUCGAGGAGGUGGCCUACAACGCGCUGUCAUUCGUGUGGAACGUGUACGAGGAGGCCAAGGUGUUUAUCGGCGUCAACUGCCUGAGCACAGACUUCUCCUCGCAGAAGGGGGUCAAGGGCGUCCCCUUGAACCUGCAGAUCGACACCUACGACUGCGGCCCGGGCUCCGAACGCCUGGUGCACCGCGCCGUCUGCCAGAUCAAGAUCUUCUGUGACAAGGGAGCCGAAAGGAAGAUGCGAGACGACGAGCGGAAGCAGUUCCGGAGGAAGGUCAAAUGCCCCGACUCCAGCAACAGUGGUAUCAAAGGCUGCCUGCUGUCCGGCUUCAGGGGCAACGAGACCACCUACCUGCGGCCUGAGGCUGACCUGGAGACCCCGCCGGUGCUGUUCAUCCCCAACGUGCACUUCUCCAGCUUGCAACGCCCCGGAGGGGCGGUCCCCUCGGCAGGACACAGUGGCUCUAACAGGUUGCCUCUGAAACGCCCCUGCUCGCCUUUUCCCGACGACUUUGAGCCCCUGCCCUCCAAGCAGGCCAAGGAAGAUGACCUCCAGAGAGUUCUGCUCUACGUCCGGAGAGAGACCGAGGAGGUGUUUGAUGCCCUCAUGUUGAAGACCCCAGACCUGAAGGGGCUGAGGAAUGCGAUCUCUGAGAAGUAUGGGUUCCCCGAAGAGAACAUUUACAAAGUCUACAAGAAAUGCAAGCGGGGAAUCUUGGUCAACAUGGACAACAACAUCAUCCAGCAUUACAGCAACCACGUCGCCUUCCUCCUGGACUUGGGGGAGCUGGACGGCAAGAUCCAGGUCAUCCUCAAGGAGCUGUGA
Messenger RNA from Lepus europaeus (European hare), 1730 nucleotides. It is a transcript of the gene GRHL3, whose product is annotated as grainyhead like transcription factor 3. Gene Ontology annotation, cellular component: nucleus. The transcript is spliced from 15 exons. Gene Ontology annotation, biological process: regulation of transcription by RNA polymerase II. Lineage: Eukaryota; Metazoa; Chordata; Mammalia; Lagomorpha; Leporidae. The record is from RefSeq and is a predicted model, not a curated record. Bases 63 to 1730 code for a protein of 555 amino acids. Gene Ontology annotation, molecular function: RNA polymerase II cis-regulatory region sequence-specific DNA binding; DNA-binding transcription activator activity, RNA polymerase II-specific.